AUGGGAUGGAAUGUCCCUCCGUUCUUUGCUAAGGGACGAAAGCUUCCGUUACGUCUGUGGUUACCAUAUGACCCCUCAUCUACCAGUGUGAACUACUAUUUUACAGUGGUUUUCAUUGCUAUAGCAACUCUGUAUGAUGGUUCUAGCACAAUCAUGGAUCCAUUGCUUGGUGGUCUAGUGUAUCAUGCGACAGGUCAGCUAAAGAUUUUGAAAUAUAACUUACAGCAUCUUGAUAAGCAUCUAGAACAUAACUUAAGCAAAAGUAGUGAACAAGUCAUAGAAUUCCACUCUGUCUACAAACACCUAGAAAGUUGUAUUGAACACCAUAAGCAAAUUUUGUGGUUUGUAGACGAAUAUGAAGAAUGUUUCUCUUGGAGCAUAUUCUGCCAGUUUUCUGGAAGUAUGCUUUGUGUAUCUUUUUUUUGCAUUAGCCUAAUCCUUGUUCCAUUCAACAGCGUAGAAGCUUUGACAUAUGUUGUGGCAAUAUUUACUGUAACUUUUGAAAUACUAUUUUACUGCCAUUACGGUACACUGCUAUAUGAGGAGAAUAAUGAUCUAAUCAACGCGAUUUGUAUGGGACCGUGGUAUAAAUAUGACGUUAAAAUCCGAAAAAGUUUGUUAAUUAUAAUGGAACGCUCCAAACGGCCACUGCGUAUUACCGCUGGAAAAGUGGUAGACGUUACAAUCCGAACAUUUGUAUCGAUUUUGAAAACAAGUUAUUCGUUGAUUGCUGUUUUCAAUAGUUAUUAUUAA
Zophobas morio is the source of this 753-nucleotide messenger RNA. Its product is annotated as odorant receptor 43a-like. Gene Ontology annotation, cellular component: plasma membrane. The record is from RefSeq and is a predicted model, not a curated record. NCBI's taxonomy places the organism in Eukaryota, Metazoa, Arthropoda, Insecta, Coleoptera, Tenebrionidae. The coding region runs from base 1 to 753 and encodes 250 amino acids. The transcript has 6 exons. Gene Ontology annotation, biological process: sensory perception of smell; detection of chemical stimulus involved in sensory perception of smell. Gene Ontology annotation, molecular function: odorant binding; olfactory receptor activity.